Molecule: messenger RNA, 2519 nt
Organism: Umbelopsis ramanniana AG
Lineage: Eukaryota; Fungi; Mucoromycota; Umbelopsidomycetes; Umbelopsidales; Umbelopsidaceae
Exons: 1
Biological process (GO): DNA replication
Molecular function (GO): DNA-directed DNA polymerase activity; DNA binding; nucleotide binding
Source: RefSeq, a predicted model, not a curated record
UGAAUUUUAGUGAAUUUUUUGCUUAACUAGUAAGUCAGGAUUAUGAUGAUAAACUUUAAGACAUGGAUGUCAUAUCAUGGGGAGCAGCGCAGAGAGAUGCUGAAAGCUAUUGCAUUUGGUGAUGAAGAUAUUGAUAUUUUAGAAGAGAUCGAUCCUAGCCUGAGAGUGGAAAAUGUCGAAGGAAUAGCCAAUUGGCCUGAAAUUCAAACAUUGUGGAUCUCUAACAAUCGGCGCACCAGAACACAUAGCGCUCUGAGUAUAGAAACAGCAGAACAAUUUCUUGCAAAGCUUGAAGAUAAAAUAGAAAAAAAAUUAAAUAUCAGCGAUGAUAGUUUCGACAAACCUAUUCAAUACUCGGGCUGGAACCAGGGUCUCACAUUGUUGUCAAACACUGUAGGCGGAGGACCUGAUUACCUAUUGUUUGAAGACUUCAAUGUUUCGCAUGGCUUGAUACGAAGGUUUAUGGUGCAACCAAAUCAGAACAAUUUUCAAUCAUACUCUGAAUCCAUUAUGCACCUUAUCAACCACAAUCCGAUUAUUGUAGAUAAUGCCGAAUUUGUACGGACAAGCAUUACAUUCGAAGUUUAUGACGAAAAUAUUGGUAUCACGCCUUUCACGUUCAGCUCAUCCAUGGGGUGGGACAACGUAAAACAAAGCAUAGGUAGAAUAAUGAAUAACAAUGAUAUAGGUUCUGGUAGAUUUAUGUAUAUAAGAGAAAACAUUGUAAGAAUUUUUGUAAAUAUCAUAUCGCCGUCUAGAGGUGCGGGCUUACUGGAAGCACAAGAAGAAUUCGAUUUGUAUUACGACAAUUUCGUGAUAACAAAGUGCUAUACAAACAUAGCAUGCUUUUAUUGGUGCAUUAGAAAAAUAAAAAAGACAAAAACUCAAAAUACGACACUGAGGAAGGUUGUGUUUGAUACGGCACCAUCUAAUUUUGAUAUGCCCAUCAGCAUGGUAAAAACAGCUUUUGAGCGUUUGGAUGUAAACGUUAUACUUCUUUGCAAUCAAAAACCAAAAACAGAGCUUAUACGGAAUACAAUAAAAUACCAAACCUAUGAAGAUAUUCGAUACAAAUACAUGAUAUCGUUUGAAUGUUAUUAUUACCCAUCAAGCGAUGGCGUCUGGAGAAUAUUUUCCGACAACAUCCCCGUCAUAAGAUCACACGAUGAAUGCGGAUAUGUUAUGAUCGAUAACAAAAAAUACUUCCUUAUGAUAUAUGAAAACAAUCAUUAUGACAUUGUCAAGACAAUUAAUAUGCCAAGAGUAUGCGACAAAUGUGGGAGCAACAGCCAUGAUUCGAAUCUAGCGAGGAUUGACGAGACUACACGUUCAGAGUGUUUAACAAAAAUAAGAGAAGAGAUCGGGGAUGUCAUUGUCAGAAAUAAUAUAGGUAAAACAAAAAUCAUUAUAUUUGAUGCUGAGACGGUCCCAAUCAAUGGUUACCAUCAUCCCUACAUGGUGUCAUAUCAGGUGUGUGACCUAGAGACGCAAGAGCUGAUAUUCAAAGAUACGAUAUCGUCUUAUGAUUGCUUUGACAAAUUUCUCGAUGUUGUGUUUCAAUACACAGGUACAAAAUACCUUAUUGGCUACAACAGCUCCAGCUUUGACAACUAUUUCGUUAUGAGAAGCAUGUUGAAAUAUAACUUCAAGCUUUCUUCUGAAAAUGUGAUACUGUAUCACAACAAAAUACUUAGAAUGAAUAUCAAGGGUAUAGUGACUUGGGACUUGUAUCAGUUCACAAAAUCAUCAUUGCGAGAUGCGUGUGUGUCUUACAACAUAGGAGAUUACAAAGACGAAGUCGACCAUGAUAAAAUAAGUAGCAUAUUCCAAACACACAAAUUUACUACAGCAGCGUAUAACGACAAAGAGUUUCUCAAAAUGAAGGUUAAAGAAUAUUGUGAAAAAGAUGUUGAAGUGACCAAGAAGUUGUUCUUCGUUAUUUACAAAGACUUGGUUAAAAUAACAAAUAUAAACCCGCUAUCUAAAUCCACACUGAGUUCGUUAGCAUACACCCAAAUGCAAAAGUAUUGGAAAUCAAACGAUAUAAAAAUAGAAAAGAUCCCGAUUGAAUACAACGAAAUUUUUACUUCUAUCCCUGGUGGAAGAACGCAAGUGUUUAAGAAAGGAGUGUAUCACGGCAAUUUCGUGCUGCUAGAUGUUAAUGCUUUAUACCCAUAUACCUGCAUAGAAAACACUUUUCCUAUAUCUGCAGUGAUAAGCGGAAUGCCUACCAAUGCUGAUCACGUAUAUUUGGCGCUAUGCAAAGUUGAUCAAACUAAGCUGCGGUACAAAAUGUUAGGUGAAAAAGAUGAGAACGGCAGAUUAAAUUGGAACAAAAACAUUGUCACUCAGUGGAUAUGGAAAGAACAGCUCGAAGUGCUGAAAAAAUACGGGUGCCCAGUAGAAAUAAUAAAAGCAAUCCAUUGGGAGAAGAGUGCUAAGAUAUUUGGCAUCAUGGAGUAUUACAAAAAAGUGAGAAACGAGAGCGCUGACAAUAUUGUGAGAGGCAAACUGUCAAA